CAACUAUAUAUCAACUUUUAGGUGGCGGAAAUAAAAGUGUGUGGAGUUUCUGGGCGUCCAAUCAUCUGCAGACUAUUCCUCUUAUAUGGGGGUAUUAUUACCAUUUAUUCAAUGAGUUGAGGUCAUCAGCUCUGAGGUUGGUUCUACGAGAAAUAAUGUCUCAAAACCGACAUAGUUCGCCCUUGACUUUUAUGUACUUCUGUGUUCUCUUAUCAUAUAAGUGGUUUCAACCUGAUGAGAAGAAAAAUCCAUUAUCAUUCCUUAUGAUUACAUUCCUUCUCAGUCCAACGUAUGGUACGAAGAAAUGCAGCCUGAUUUGUUGUCUCUCAUAUGAUGAAUUAGUCACUCUAAUUAUUGACAACGCGGCCUUUAUUUUGGACUCCUCCGAAUAUGACUGUCAUUUUGAGUCAGAGGGUGGCUGUUUGAACGCAAUUAUGAAAUUUGGACUUCAAAAGAAAAGCAAGUAGAGAAGGGAAAGUAAUACCGGUGAUUCCGGAAGGGGUUCUACCAAAGGAUUUCUUCAACUUCGACCUCGAAUGAACUCACAAAGCACUACAUCACGAAACAACGAAUUUCGUGAACAAAUCUUUGAUUACUCAAAAUAUCUAUCAGCAGAAGAUGAAAACUCCAGUUGGAAGCGUUCAACUAGUGAUGCAAGCUUUUUUCUCGGUGGAAAAUUACCAACUGACGAAAGUGACACAUCGGGAAAUGUUUCAGAGCAUUCAAGAGUUUAUUGGGAUUUACCAGAAGCUGUGGAAGCCUCAACUCCUGGCUGCGGAACAGACAGGUCACUUCGCAAUUAUGAAGUGCGAAAGUCAGAAAAACUCUCAGUUGGUUCGGCCACAUCAAGAGUUCAAGUGCAUCGAGUGCAUUUUCAAGAGCAUAAUAUAUCACCAGGACUUUCUGUAGUACGUAAAGAUGGUACAAAUCGUUCACAGUCUACACCAAUUUCUCCCUUUCAAAAUAUUGAAAACUCACAUUUACUACAACAGUAUCAAGAGAAACAACAACAACAAAAAGACUAUAACAUUGAUUCAACUCAUCAUGUUUCUGUUGAGCAUCAUCAUCGCCGUCAUCAUUCAACAUCUGGUAAAAAUCAGUCAAUAUCAUCAUCAACUUCUAAAUUCAUUAUGAAAUCAACUGAUCAUCAAUCUGAUCUUAUUAAUCAUGAUACAUUAAUUCUUGGUAAUAAAGCUGUAAAAAAAGAGUGUAUCAAGGAAUUAACAUCAUCAUCGUCUUCAUCAAGUAUUCUAAGUAAUAUGUAUGAUGCAUGCAUGAAUAAUAAUAAUAAUUUCAAUGAGAAUGAUGGUAAUACUCAUGAAAAUAGUAAUUUUCACGUAAUUGAACAAAAAAUGAUAUCAGAAAUGGAGAAAUUACGAUUGAUAUCAUUAUCACCGUCAUUAUUGUCAACAACACAGUUAUUUGAUAAUUUAGAUGAUACAAUAACAACACCAAUGGAAGAAGAUGCUACACUGUCUAACCAAGGAGUAGUUAAGGAUGAAAUUAAAAAGCUGCUAGAUAUGAACCGAUUGAAGGAAGAGUAUAAGACUAUUGCAAAUUGUGAAUAUUUGUUAACUAAAGCGCGUCAAGCAUGUGAGAAUCCAUCUGAUCUGAGUAUUUUAACUACUGAUCUCAUAAAACAUGAUGGUCUUCUGGAAACUCUUGCAUCAAGAUUAAUCAAACGAAUUCCAUCUACUACAGAAGUACACAUCAUUGAUUCAUCUCAAGAUACGCAUGCAUCAUCGUCACUCAAUGAUAAUCUGGAUACAAGUGAACAAUUAACAGAAUCUGAAGACAGUUCGAAUGGGAAAUCUUUGAAAUUAUUUUCUGGUAAAACAGAUCUGGAUCCUUUAAAGUUAAAUCAGUAUAACGAGGCUAACAAACGCGUCGUUAUUGGUUCAGCCCGACUGUUAAGCCAGAUCCUGUCAGAAAAUUAUUUACUUAGUGUAUUAGAUGAAAAAUUAACAUCUCAAAAAUACCCCUCUGAUAUUCCACAUAAAAAUGUAUUUGACCGCAUAGACAAAACUGUUAUUAACAGACAAGAAUGCAUACCGUAUAGAAGAACCUCACCAUCCUAUGACAAUGACUAUGAAAAGUCAGCUAGUACAACACCUACUAAUACAACUACAACAGCAACAACAAAUAUAUCACCACCUCCAUCAUCGAAAUUAUCACUAUCAAAUACAAUUCCACCAUAUGAUGAUGAUCAGUUGCAAUCCUGUGGACAUGUGACUGAGCUGCUAAAGAAUGUUAUUGGCAAAUGUUGGGAAUAUCGUGAAGACGUAGAUAUUUACCGCGAAUAUCUGGGAAUUUUAGAACCUCUAUUGAAGCAUACUGAAACAAUGUGUAACACUGUGGUCGAACAUGGUGGUCUACGUAGCUUAGUGUAUGCAUGUCGUUCAAAUGAUCUACCAUCUUUACGUCAUACAGCUGUUUGCUUAAUGAAUUUAGCAUUGUUCGGUGGAAGUGGAAGUCAUAGUGAAAUGAUGCGUCAACAUGCAAUUGAAUGGUUAUUUUGUUUAGCCUUUCAUCAGGAUGAAGUAAUUAAAUAUUUUGCUUGUUUAACUAGUGCUGUAUUGUCUACAAAUCCUGAAUUAACCGCGGCUGUAAAUGCCUCUGGUACACUCAAUCUUGUGGUCCCCUUCGUACGCUCACAUUCACCGGUUGAAUUUGCUCGUAAAUAUUUAUUUGCUGCUUUCAAGUGUUCUUGUAAUGACAGUCAACCCAAUACUCCUGAAGCGCAUACACCUACAUCAUGCAAUAAACCGGAUACUUUAAAAUUUUGUUGUGAACAUCAGUAUACAGGUGGAUCAACUGAUUGGUUAAAUCGUCUAGCUCCAGUUAUGUUCAGUAAACAAUUUGAACCCCGUGUUUUAGUCACCUUUCAUUUUGCUGUUGAGGCUACAUUGAAAUCCGACUUGAAGUGCAGUGAGGUUCUUUAUGAAGCAAAUAUUAUAGAAAAGUUACGCAGUGUUGUGUGCAGUUCUACCUUUAUGGAAUCAAAAUUUGCUGCAAUGGCCCUGCAUAUUCUCGGUGAAGAUAUUCCCUGUAUGCUUCCAGCUCAAGUACCACUUUGGGACUAUGAUGAAGUUGAAUGCUGGUUGUCUCGGAGGGGAUUUGAAGAGUUAGCCAACAAGUUUUCUGGCCUACGUGUUGAUGGUGAUUUAUUACUAAGAUUAGAUGAAUCUAUAUUGGAGAAAGAUUUAGGCGUUAAAAAUGGAAUUACACGAUCUCGAUUACUACGUGAAUUGUGUUCAUUAAAAAUAAAUGCAGACUAUUCAGCUGUUGAUCCAACAGGAAUUUGUGCUUGGUUACGUGAUGCUACUCGUAUCAGUGCGCUGAAUGGUACAGCUACACCGAGAAAUUCAGCUACAUCUGAUUAUAAUUUAAAUGACAAUAACUUUCAAAACAAGCUUUCCUGUAUCAGUACAUCGAAUACUUCUGCACAAUAUUCCUAUACACAUGAUUUAUCCUGUUUAAAUCAAUCCUUUGAUCUUCUUCAAUAUGCAUAUAAUUUAAUUGCUGCCGGUGUACAUCGUCCUUUUCUUCCAUAUUUGUCAGAUAAAAUGCUUUUAGAAGAUUGUCAUAUAAAAAAUGGGAUACAUCGUAAACGUAUCCUAGAUGCAAUACAGUCUUUCAUAUCAAUGCACAAUCAGUCACGUCUUACAGAUCAUGAUUCUAAGCUAAGUAACCUUACACAUCCAAACAAAUAUAUCGAUGUAUUCAUUUCUUAUCGUCGUUCUAAUGGUUCUCAAUUAGCAAGUCUCUUAAAAGUUCAUUUCCAAUUGCGUGGUUAUCGAGUAUUUUUAGAUAUUGACCGGCUUACUGCUGGUAAAUUUCAUGAAUCACUGCUUAACUCUAUUCGAUCAUCAUAUAAUUUUAUUCUUGUUUUAACACCAAGAGCAUUAGAUCGAUGCUUAGAUGAUACUCAUUGUACGGAUUGGAUACAUAAAGAAGUUGUUUGUGCAUUGAAAAGUGAAUGUAAUAUCAUACCAAUUACGGAUAAUUUUAUUUGGCCUUCUGCUGAAACCUUGCCUGAAGACUUACGACCUAUAACAACUUACAAUGCUGUCAACUGGAUUCAUGACUAUCAAGAUGCAUGUAUUGACAAAGUGGAAAAAUUUAUGAUUAAAGCUAAUGUUUUAACUCCAUUGCCUUCCAGUCAGAUGAAACCAUUUGAAAAAUAAGCUUUAAAAGAAAGAUAUUUUAUAUUAUUAUUAGGUGUCUUUCUGCUUUUUUUCUCUCUCUCAGAAAAGAAUGCCCCCCCAGAAAGAAAUCUUCCCUUGAUUGUCAGUCUAUUUUGGACAUGUUCUGGCAUUUCCUUCCCCCCUUUUUGGCUUGUUUAUAUUUAUACAUAAUACAUUAAUGUAUACAUACAAGGGGGAAAUAUCAGACAAAAAUGUGCUUAUAUUGUCAUACAUAAUGUGCACUAUUAUUAUUAUUACUAUUAUUCCCAAUUUCGACUACUAUUCAUUCAGUCACUUGCAUUUAUUGUUCUACUUUUUAUUAUUUUUUUUCAAUUGACUUAUAAAGUUAUAAUCCGUGUAAUUCAUUAUUUCUAUUAUUAUAAUAAUAAUAAUUAUUUGUAUUCGUUCUAAUAUCCCAAUUAUUACUACUAUUAUUAUUAUUAUUACACCAGAUCUCGUGAUUAUGUUUAUG
Trichobilharzia regenti is the source of this 4659-nucleotide messenger RNA. The record is from the annotation of a GenBank genome assembly. Lineage: Eukaryota; Metazoa; Platyhelminthes; Trematoda; Strigeidida; Schistosomatidae.